AUGAGUUUUCUUCGCGCGUGUUCAAACGGACCUCAGGAGAGCGAGGAGCAUGCUGGACCUGCACAGAUACCUUGCUCAAUCCACCAGACUUGGAAAACGCACAAGCUGGAUGAGAAUUCGACCAAGUGGGCAGCUACCUGGAGAAGACAAAACCCCACAUGCGAGUACAAGCUUUGGGACGACACAGAGGUAGCCUGGCUCGUGGAAAGAACAUCCCCAGAGCUGAUCUGGCCAAUCUGGAAUGGGCUCUUGCCUGUCGAGCAAGCGGAUGCGUUUCGCUACCUUGUGCUUUGGGUUAAUGGCGGCUAUUACGCCGACAUAGAUGUGGCAUGCAAGGUGCCCAUCUCUAAGAUGCCGAUUCCUAAGGAGGCGAGUAUGAUUGUUGGCUAUGAAACAGGACGGCACCUGAGAGAAGAUGAGCGAGAUCAAGUCCGCUUCACGCGCACAGACCAGUUUGAGCAGUGGUUCCUCGCAUCUGCUCCUGGCAAUCCGGUCUUGUUGCGUUGCCUGGAGCUUAUCAAGGAGAAGUUCCUCCGGAGGAUCGAGUCCACGCUGGAGCUAACGGGGCCGGCCACCUUCACUGACGCAGUCAAUGAGUUCUUGGUGAUGGACUCUCCGGAAGCCUUGUCCAAUUUGAUUGCGAGUCGCAGCUCCAAUGAUCGUCUAUUCCCCAGUGAGCGCCUCUACGUGCGGGGCAACUGGACAAUGUGGGUCUUAGCUGCGCAGCGCACAUCCAGCCCUGGGUUCAGCAGUGCUGAUGACCCCGCAAUUCCGCUCGUCACCCACCAUUUCAGGGGGACGUGGAAGCCAGAACACAGCAAGUUUUGA
This is a messenger RNA of Symbiodinium pilosum, 828 nucleotides long. NCBI's taxonomy places the organism in Eukaryota, Dinophyceae, Suessiales, Symbiodiniaceae. The record is from the annotation of a GenBank genome assembly.